Messenger RNA from Scaptodrosophila lebanonensis, 571 nucleotides. It is a transcript of the gene Sec61gamma, whose product is annotated as protein transport protein Sec61 gamma-2 subunit. NCBI's taxonomy places the organism in Eukaryota, Metazoa, Arthropoda, Insecta, Diptera, Drosophilidae. Gene Ontology annotation, molecular function: transmembrane protein transporter activity. Gene Ontology annotation, biological process: post-translational protein targeting to membrane, translocation; protein targeting. The coding region runs from base 119 to 325 and encodes 68 amino acids. The record is from RefSeq and is a predicted model, not a curated record. Gene Ontology annotation, cellular component: Ssh1 translocon complex; membrane. The transcript is spliced from 2 exons.
CUGUCAAAGCAAAGUCGUGUCCACGACAAGGCACGAAGCAUAGCAAACUAGUAUUCGUAGCUCAUUCGUGUCGACGUUUUUGAAGAAAGCAGAGUUCUAAACUACAACAACAACAAACAUGGAUAAAGUAGUAAAAUUCGCUGAGCCUGGACGUGCUUUUGCCAAGGAUUCAAUUCGUCUCGUCAAACGCUGCACAAAGCCCGAUCGCAAGGAGUUCCAGAAGAUUGCCAUUGCCACAGCAAUUGGUUUCUGCAUUAUGGGCUUCAUUGGUUUCUUCGUUAAGCUGAUACACAUUCCCAUCAACAACAUUAUUGUGGGCUCGUAAAUGUAACCAUAAGCGAGGAUGCCAUGACGGUGGCGAGCAAAACAAUAAUCAUCAUUAACUAGCGUACUUUUCACGGAUAAACAACUUUUUUUUGUAUCUAUAGAUUAUGUGCAUUCAACGAAUGUAUUUACCAGAUUUUCAUGUAUGUGAAAUGUUUGCAGUGUUCAAAAUUCCAUUCAUAAAUUAUGAUUACAAACAAAAUUAGUUAUUAAGUAUACGUACCGAAAAAGAAUUGAAAUUGAACAA